GGCUCACACAUUCCUUUUUUUCUUUAUACUUCUAGCUCAGGUAGCUUAACCUUGACUCUCCUUUGAUAACAUGGCUCCCGUCCUAUCAACCCUGGCGUCUAUCGCCAGCAUCCUUUCCCUCGCCCCGGCUGCCCUUGCUGGCUUCUCUGCCUCUGCAACAGACAACAUCUCUGUGUACUGGGGCCAGAACUCAGCCAAUGGUGCCAAUACACAGGGUCGACUUAAGACUUACUGUGACGACAAUGGCAUCAACAUCAUCAACGUCUCCUUCCUGGUUGGCCUCAAGACUUUGAGCGUCAACUUCGCUAGCGCUAGUGAUAAGUGCACUCCCAUUGAUGGCACCAGCUUGUUGAGCUGCCCUGAGAUUGAGGAGGAUAUCAAGUAUUGCCAGAAACAGGGCAAGACCAUCCUAUUGUCAAUUGGCGGUGCUACUUACUACGAGGGCGGCUUUAGCGAUGCUUCAUCUGCCACCUCGAAAGCAGACGAUGUCUGGGAUCUGUUCGGACCUAACACCGAUGCCGCUAACCGACCCUUCGGCUCUGCUGUCGUCGACGGUUUCGACUUCGACUUCGAGGCGAGCACGCAGAACUUCGUGCCCUUCGCCCAGCGCCUGCGCGACCACAUGGAUGCCGACUCGAGCAAGGCGUACUACCUCUCCGCUGCGCCACAGUGCGUGUACCCCGAUGCCGCCAUGAACGACAUGCUCAACGGCGCCAUCGCCUUUGACUGGAUCAACAUCCAGUUCUACAACAACUUUUGCGGCGUGGUCAACUUCGCCAACCCGAACGCAUGGAACUUCAACGUCUGGGACGACUGGGCGCACAACACGAGCAAGAACCCCAACGUCAAGGUCCUCAUCGGCGUGCCUGCAAGCCAGUCUGCCGGCGGCGGCUACGUCAGCGCCUCGACGCUCGACCCCAUCAUCGCGGACACCAAGCAGAAGUAUUCCAGCUUCGGCGGUAUCAUGGCCUGGGAUAUGAGCCAGCUCUACGCCAACAGCGGGUUCCUGGACAGCGUGCGCUCGUCGCUGGAUAAAGGCGGCAGCAGCCCUGCCCCGACGAGCACGACGACCCGAGGUGUGGAGGCAAAGACUACUCGGGGCCGACGGUUUGCCAGUCGCCGUACAAGUGCGUAAAGUCGAGUGAUUGGUGGUCUUCGUGCCAAUAGACCCCCGCCUCCCAAACGAAUGAGCGAGCGAUCGAACGAAUCUACCGUCCUCGAGCGCACCUAUCACGAACCGAACCGAAACGUCGCAGGUGGAGAGAGGAUCGAGGAAGUCGAGUGCCGAAGUCGAUUGACUUCACAUAGGAUCUUUCAAUAGGGGCGAGGGCUUAGGGCUUUUAUUUGGCGGGAACAGUCUGGGCUUUAUUCAUUCAUGUACAUACUUGCGCUUCUUUGGAAUGACCACCAAUGCACAUACCAUCAUCAUCAUCAU
Molecule: messenger RNA, 1435 nt
Organism: Xylaria bambusicola
Lineage: Eukaryota; Fungi; Ascomycota; Sordariomycetes; Xylariales; Xylariaceae
Product: glycoside hydrolase superfamily
Exons: 6
Coding region: 71-1135 (354 amino acids)
Biological process (GO): carbohydrate metabolic process
Cellular component (GO): extracellular region
Molecular function (GO): chitinase activity
Source: RefSeq, a predicted model, not a curated record